Molecule: messenger RNA, 2675 nt
Organism: Spinacia oleracea (spinach)
Lineage: Eukaryota; Viridiplantae; Streptophyta; Magnoliopsida; Caryophyllales; Amaranthaceae
Product: probable galacturonosyltransferase 6
Exons: 9
Coding region: 307-2154 (615 amino acids)
Molecular function (GO): polygalacturonate 4-alpha-galacturonosyltransferase activity
Source: RefSeq, a predicted model, not a curated record
AUACAUUCAGCGCUAACAUGGAAGCUCUCUCUCUCCUCCUCCUCUUCUCUCUAUCCUGAUCAACAAUUUCCCUCUUUCAAUUUUUAUUUUUUUUCAAACCCCUAUUUUUUAGGAAACCCUAGAAUUCAAUCACCAACUGUUUAUCUCUCUCCUCUCGAAUUCCGUUCUUAAUUCUUCGCAUACAUUGUUGAAUCGUUUACGCCUGCAAAUUCGUCUGAUCGCGUUCUUUCGUGUUAAUCAAUCAAUUAUACUGAUUUUGUUCGUUUGAUUGAUUUGAUUUUGGUUUUUAUUCGAUUAAAUUGAUUGAUGAAGCGGUUUCGGAGAUGGCAGAGGAUCUUCAUCCUCUUUCUUCUCUCACUUUCUGUAUUUGCUCCCCUGGUUUUAGUCUCCAUUAGACUCAAAACUCUUACUUCUGAAGGGAAAAACAAAUUCGUCGAAGAUUUACCGAGUAUUAUGCAGCAAUAUAAGUCAGAUGUAAUACUACUAAGUGCAGUUGGACAGGAAGCAAGAGAGGGUGUGAAAGAGCCUAGACCAGAAGUUUAUAGAGAUCAGAAUUACUCUGUAGUUAAUUUUAAUCAGAAUCAGGGUGGGGAUUCGACGGUGCAGGGUUCGAGGACGAGUGACGUCAAGGUGGAGUCUGGAUCAGAAAGAAGGGGAACUCAGCAACUUGUUGGAGAAGAAGUCAAGCCAAUUAAGCCAAGGGAAGAACUCGUAACUGUAAAAACCAAGGACCACUCAGAUCAAAUUUCUAGUCAACAUGAUCAUGGAGUCCGAGCCCCUCGUCUAACAGUUCAUCAUAGCAACAAUUCACGCAACGAGACACGGAAGGCUACAGAUGAGAAGGUGAAGCAAAUGAAAGAUCAGGUAGUUAGGGCCAGGGCAUACUUGAGUUUUGCUACGACUGCAGGUAAUACCCAUUUAGUGAAAGAGUUGAAGCUACGUAUAAAAGAAGUUGAACGAGCAAUGGGGGAAGCCAGAAAAGAUUCAGAAUUAUCGAGAGGUCGCUUGCAGAAAAUGAAAUAUAUGGAGAGCACCUUGUCAAAAGCAAGUCAUGUAUACCCAGAUUGCUCAAAUAUGGUUAAUAAGCUCCGUGCAAUGACACACAGUGCUGAAGAACAAGUCCAGUCACAGAGGAAGCAGACAACAUUUCUUACUGAGCUUGCAGGAAGAACAACCCCAAAAGGCCUUCAUUGUCUCUCUAUGAGGCUCACUACAGAUUACUUUAUGUUGCAGCCUGAAAAACAGAUGCUUCCCAAUCAGCAAAAUGUUAACAACCCAGAUUUUCAUCAUUAUGUUACUUUCUCUGAUAAUGUCUUGGCUGCUGCAGUGGUUGUGAACUCCACAGUCUCCAAUGCCAUGGAACCCGAGAGAGUCGUCUUUCACGUAGUGACAGAUUCUCUUAACUUCCCCACAAUCUCUAUGUGGUUUUUGUUAAAUCCUCCUGGAAAAGCCACCAUCCAGGUCUUAAAUAUGCAAGAUUUUCAAUGGUGGAAUAUGUUUGAAUCAUCACAGGAGAAGCAAAGUUCUAGUGAUCCUAGAUAUUCAUCUCUACUCAAUCACCUACGCUUUUACCUUCCUGAAAUUUUCCCGCAGCUCGGUAAGAUAGUAUUUCUCGACCACGAUGUGGUGGUUCAGAAAGAUCUAAGUGGUCUCUUGACCAUUGAUAUGAAGGGGAAAGUUAACGGAGCAGUAGAGACAUGCCAAGAAGACAAGUCUUCGUUCAGGCAAAUGGCAAGGUUCAUCAAUUUUUCAGAUCCACUUGUGGCCCGGAAGUUUGAUGCCAAUACAUGUACGUGGGCGUUUGGGAUGAACUUGUUUGACCUAAGACAGUGGAGGCAUCAUGAUUUGACCUCAAGCUACCGUAGAUUCCUACUAAAGGGCAAUGGAAGACCUCUUUGGAAAGCAGGAAGUUUACCUCUAGGUUGGAUCACUUUCUAUAAUCGAACAUUACCUUUGGACCAGAGAUGGCAUCUUUUAGGGUUAGGGUUCGAUUCAGUGUUGAGGUUAGAAGACAUUGAACAAGCAGCAGUUAUACACUACGACGGAAUCAUGAAACCUUGGUUAGAUAUCGGGAUAAAGAAGUACAAAUCAUACUGGAACAAAUACGCGAAUUAUGAUCAUCCCUACAUGCAACAAUGUAAUCUUCACGGGUAAAUUAAUAAUACAAAAGUAUAAAUUGGCUCACACACGUCCGUCAAGACCCCCCGUGAAGGCGAAGAAGACACUCCUUUCCUUAAAUAGAAGGUUUGUCGCCAUUGUCGGGGGACUUGCAGAUACAUCAGGAUCGGGAAAUUCAGUUACCAACAGCGGAAACUCACAGUAUAUUCUUUUUGCCAAAUUUGGCAUGGUUGUUUAACUGCUCUUUGAAGUCAUAUACAGAAACAUAUACAAGAAAUAGUUCAUUCUUUCUGACUAAUUAAAUUCAUGUAAAUUGGACUGAUAUGAUUCUUUCCUGUUUCAGUUAUCCUGCUCAGAGUAUUCUAGGAAUAGCUGAUCUGAGCCAGCUUAUAGCAAUAGUGAGAGCAGAAUGAGAAUUUUUUUUGCAGAGUUUUUGUAGUGGAAGUUGAUUUACUUGUAUAUAACUCGAUCAGAAGCUGUUGCAGCAUUAUUAUCUGAGAAAUUUAUUCUGAAAAUUGAAAAUUGGUAUUGUUGUUAUAUUGACUUUAUUAUUGGAA